Cherax quadricarinatus is the source of this 1450-nucleotide messenger RNA. RefSeq names its product ankyrin repeat domain-containing protein 1. The record is from RefSeq and is a predicted model, not a curated record. Gene Ontology annotation, molecular function: protein binding. Lineage: Eukaryota; Metazoa; Arthropoda; Malacostraca; Decapoda; Parastacidae.
UUUUGUGGCGCAGGCACAAUGCUCAGUCCCCAAGCUUACAUUCACAGUGUUAUUUUUGAUAACCAGCAAUGGUGCCAGUGAUAUGCAUCAGAUAGCCAGCGAGGGGAUGUAUCAGGUUUGCUGAGAGUUUUACCUACGUCGUUCAGAAGACAGCACCCAGGUUCCCAGGAGCUUAUCUUGGGGGUCUUCAGACGGCACUCAGGCGUCGCAGGAAGCAUCCUUCCUUGAAACAUCUAGCCUCUGAGGACACUUCCUACACACUACAUCAGCUUAGCCAUUGUUUCAGUACAUUAGCUGAUCAGCAUGGGCUCCGACUAUUCAACACCACAAAUAUGUCGAUGCAGUGCAAGUGGUGACCUGCCUUAUGAAGUACACGACGCUGCCAGAAAUGGUUACCUCACUAAAGUAUCAAACUACUUGAAAACCAAUGACAACGUGAACGCGAUGUACAGCGGCAAGACGAUGCUACACACAGCAUGUGAAAACGGCCGGUUUAAUGUAGUAGAAAAGCUGUUAAGUCAUCGUAACAUCUGCAUGAACCUGCGUACGAAGAACAAGAAUGUGGACACUGCUCUUAUACUGGCAUCAAGAAAUGGUCACCUAGACUGUGUUAAAGCUCUCCUCCCAGCAAAAACCCAGUGCCCACUGGAUAUAGAGAGUAAAAAUAGUUACGGAAAUAAAGCUCUUGAUGACGCUUUAGUGUAUAAAAGAGAAGAGGUUGUUUUCCUACUCAUGGCUACUACCAAGAAGUUUUCCACAUCUAGUUUCAACUAAAGUGACACAACCUCCAUCCCAGGGAACACAAGAUUUAUAUACAAAAUAUGGAAAAAAUGAGUGAUAAAAAAUUCUAUUUUUGCUAUACGGGCCUUUCUUCAUAAAGCAUAUCAAGAAUGGCAGUCUUCACACAAUCUGUUUACAGUAACUUUUUUUUUUUUUUUGAUGGGGAAGUACUAAACCCACAAGAGGUCAUACAGCACCUUUGAGAAUGUAUGGUAAUCACACUUUCCUAGGAAGAGAGGGUAGAUAUACUUCUUUGAAUCAAUUAUUAUGGGGGAAUGCUAAACCCACGGGGAUUUAUACAGCGCCUUUGUGGGGGAGGAUGUGGAAGGUAUUCAGACAAUUCAGUUAACUGGAGCACAGAUCCAAUUCCCUAGUCAAGAGCCUCACUUGAGGGGUUCUUUAAAUAAACCUCUUCAAGGGGGGCUCCUUGUUGUGGUGAAGAGGCUCUUGGUCUGAGGAAUUAGACCUGUCGGUCUCCUUCCUCAGACCGAACCUAAUUACGCCCCAAUCCCCCUUCCCUAUCCCAUCCUUCCCUUUUUCCUUUCCUCCUCCUCCUCCUCCCCACCCCUCCCUUUUGCCCUUCCUUUUUGGCCUUUGGGAUUUUUUCCCACAGGCACGCUAGUUCCUAGGUAGGGGAAAGGGUACUGGGGUCCAUCCCAUUCCAUUGAGG